CUCAUUCUUUAAUAAAAUAAAAAAAAAAAUGCCAUGGACACAACAAUAGUUUCCGAUGGUUUGUUGCCAAUAGUAACAAAAGCGCAGCGCCCCAAGAAACAUGUGCUUAUUGGGGCCACAGGGAGUGUUGCAAGUGUAAAAAUACCCAUUAUUGUAAAGACUCUUUUAGAGGAAAUGGGAGAUCUAAUUGAAGUCAAGGUAGUAGCGACUACUUUUGCCCUCCAUUUUUUUGACCCAAAGCAAGUCCCUGCAGAGGUCCUAACAGACCAGAAUGAGUGGAGUACGUGGAACAAAUUAUCCGAUCCAGUUUUGCAUAUCGAGUUAAGGAACUGGGCAGACAUGUUCAUCAUUUGUCCCCUUGAUGCCAACACAUUGGCUAAAAUAGCCCAAGGUCUAUGUGAUAACUUGAUUACCUGUAUUCUUCGUGCUUGGGAUGAAAAACGCCUAGUGAUUGUCUGCCCAGCCAUGAACACCAACAUGUGGAACCACAAGCUUACUGAUAUACAUCUCACAACCCUGAAAGAUGUUCUUGGUUAUAGUGUGAUCCCGCCUAUCAGCAAAUUGCUCGCCUGCGGUGAUCUAGGUAUUGGCGCAAUGGCUGAAUACCGUACAAUUGUGGAUGAGAUCGAGCGGCGCGUUAAAUCCUUGGAUAGACAAGAAUAGAAUAGCUUAUACAAGGAGCUUGAGUUUACAUGAGACAUGUAUACUUGCAUCGAAAU
Molecule: messenger RNA, 719 nt
Organism: Lobosporangium transversale
Lineage: Eukaryota; Fungi; Mortierellomycota; Mortierellomycetes; Mortierellales; Mortierellaceae
Product: flavo protein
Exons: 6
Coding region: 34-663 (209 amino acids)
Biological process (GO): coenzyme A biosynthetic process
Cellular component (GO): phosphopantothenoylcysteine decarboxylase complex
Molecular function (GO): FMN binding; phosphopantothenoylcysteine decarboxylase activity
Source: RefSeq, a predicted model, not a curated record